GCUGCUGCCGCUGCUGCCACCGCUCCGCCUGGUCCAGCCUCCAGGCCCAGUGCUCCUACUUUACCGAACCGGGGCGCUCUGCAGAGACAUCCUCACUCCUUCUUGGGGGUCCGGGACGCUUAACUCGGCGUUGGGGGGGGAAGCUCCGCUUGCGGGGGACAGGGAGGGAGGAGCCUGGAGCCGGAGCCAGCGCCACCCGUCGCCCGGAUCAACAGGACAGGACAGGUUGAGGGGCGUCGGGGAAAGGAAGGGGUGCUAUAGGCAGCCCCAGGGGGCGACAAGGAAGCUCGAAUGCGCUAUGAUUUAUUAGGGGCCUGUUCACAUUUGGGGAGUGGUGACAACGUGGGUGCACUCCUCUCAGGGGGCUGGUUAGAUUGGAGGGCGUGGGAUCUAAGUGCCAGCUGUUCCUCAGGAAAUCUAAGGGGCAACCAGAAAAACAAAACUGAUGCUCCUAGUUUCGAGGUGACAGAGGGUCCUCCAGACAACCACCUGGGAUAUGCACUAGGAAGGACCGAUUUGGAGGUGACUUGGAAAGGAGUGGAGGGUAACAAGGUGAGGAAAGGGUCUCAGCAAUUGGAACCCUGUGAUGUCAGAAAUGAAGGCUGACAGUGAAAAAAGGCAUUGUCCUGGAAUCCCUUCUUAUUGAGCAUAGACAGCCUGGAUAUUGAGACAUACUUGUGGGGGGGCUUGUGAGAGAGUGAGAGGUUCACUUCAUUAGAAGAUAGCAAAGGAAGAAGCAUCAGGGCUGGGUUCCUCCCUGACAUUGACAGCAGCCCUGGGAAAGCUAAUAUCCCCAAAGCUAUCCCCUUUAGUUUAUGAGUAGAUUGGGCAGGAGUGACCCCAAAAUAGGGUAGGAAGGUGCCUGAAGAUACUGAAAAGACAUCUUGGAAAUCUGGAGGGUCUUGACUUUGGGUUAGAGGAAGUGGAGACAAGAGACUGAAGAGGAGGGGAGAGUUUCCAGUAAGGGACACAAUUCAUGGGUGAGGUCAGCUCAGGCGUGCAUAGGCUGCUGGAUCCGCUGAAGCUAGUGCAGGGCCCAAGGGUGGGAGCCGGUGGCUGUGGGGGGACGUAGGGAGGUCUGGGGCUUAUCCUCAGGUCCUGUGGGUGGGGCAGUGAGUUGGGUCUUGAGCAUGCCCUGGUGAAGAGGGCUCCUCUGGGGUAGCCCAGGGCGCUCCAGGAGCCUGCUGGUUUGGGGGUAUCUCCUCCCCCGGCGCUAUGGCGGCGCUGGCCAGUAGCCUGAUCCGGCAGAAGCGGGAGGUCCGCGAGCCAGGGGGCAGCCGGCCGGUGUCGGCGCAACGGCGCGUGUGUCCCCGAGGCACCAAGUCCCUUUGCCAGAAGCAGCUCCUCAUCCUGUUGUCCAAGGUGCGACUGUGCGGGGGGCGGCCCACGCGGCAGGAUCGCGGCCCGGAGCCUCAGCUCAAAGGCAUCGUCACCAAACUGUUCUGCCGCCAGGGUUUCUACCUCCAGGCGAAUCCUGAUGGAAGUAUCCAGGGCACCCUAGAGGACACCAGCUCCUUCACCCACUUCAACCUGAUUCCUGUGGGGCUCCGUGUGGUCACCAUCCAGAGUGCCAAGCUGGGUCACUACAUGGCCAUGAACGCUGAGGGGCUACUGUACAGCUCGCCACAUUUCACAGCAGAGUGUUGCUUUAAGGAGUGUGUCUUUGAGAAUUAUUAUGUCCUGUAUGCCUCUGCUCUCUACCGUCAGCGUCGUUCUGGCCGAGCCUGGUACCUAGGCCUAGACAAGGAGGGACGGGUCAUGAAGGGUAACCGAGUCAAGAAGACCAAGGCAGCUGCCCACUUUGUGCCCAAGCUCCUGGAGGUGGCCAUGUACCGGGAGCCUUCUCUCCACAGUGUCCCUGAGACCUCCCCUUCCAGUCCCCCUGCCCCCUGAGAUGUAGUCCCUGGAUUGGAGGCGCCUUGCACUCCCAGUGAGCCAGCCACCGCCACAGCCUGUCUCCUAGCCCUGCUCCAGGCCUUGCUCUUCCCCUGUUGCCACACACAUGUCCUUAGCAGCCAGGUCUCACCAGGUGCUGUGCCCUGAUGGAGCUAGGGGCUGGCUGGAACUUCUGGGGCUGCUGAGCUCUUAGAUCCUGGGGCCCAGAGAAGGUUCAGAGAUGAGGGUCCUGGCUGAUCAAUUCUUUCUUUCCACAACCCCCUCACCAUCAAAAAUAAGCUUUUUCCUGAAAUGACACUGGGGGUUCCAAAAUUGUCAAAGCCAGGCAUACUAUACCUCACCCCUGGCUCAGCCAGUUCCUGAAGCCAUGCACUUCUUUCCAUUGCUUUAUAGGUCCACUGGAGCUCAGGAUCAGUUUCCUUUUCUCCCCACUAUUACCUUCUUCCAUGGUCCAGGUGGGUUCUAGUACACCAAAUACCACAGCCAGGGCCAUUUCUGUGUUCUGUACUAUAACCCAGGCAUGGAUCCUUCAGGCUUCUAUCCUUGACCCAGAUGGACCCCUGGUUUCUCAGAAGAGAGAGGCUAAGUUUGAGCCACCCAGAAGCUUUUAGCCUUGGCCUGAAUUGAAACCAGUCUCAGGUCACCACAGAUUUAAUCUUUGUAUCCCAGAGACACCCAAUUCUAGAGCACGGUGUUCUAGACCUUUUUGGAGCCAUACUUCUACCUGAAUCUCAGCUCUAGAACAUAGACCAUGACUUUCAACCCUUCUUCCCAGGAAGGAACUAGGGCCUAUAUAGCCAAAUUAUUGUUCUAGUGUAAGUUCUAGAACCAUCCUUCCACCUUCUGUCAUGAUUAUUUAAGAAUGAGCUAUGUAUAGAGCCCAGGUAUGAUUCAUAAAGAACUAAUUCAUUCUGAGCUGGGCAUGGUGGCACAUACCUGUAAUCCCAGUACCUGGGAGGCUGAGACAGAGGAUUGCCAGCGG
Molecule: messenger RNA, 2878 nt
Organism: Nannospalax galili (Upper Galilee mountains blind mole rat)
Lineage: Eukaryota; Metazoa; Chordata; Mammalia; Rodentia; Spalacidae
Gene: Fgf11
Product: fibroblast growth factor 11
Exons: 5
Coding region: 1216-1893 (225 amino acids)
Biological process (GO): animal organ morphogenesis; regulation of cell migration; positive regulation of gene expression
Cellular component (GO): cytoplasm
Molecular function (GO): fibroblast growth factor receptor binding; growth factor activity
Source: RefSeq, a predicted model, not a curated record